AUGACGGAAGUGGAGGAGGAUCCAUAUGCAGUAAGUUCGGAUACUGAUACUGAAUCAUUGAAGGGUCCACCGCCAAAGAUCAGCAUUGAGGGGCGGUCUGUUGCUGAUAUUUCUUCACUUAAAGCUGCUUUGAAAGAAACAAAAGAAGCAUUGAAGGAUGAGAAACGGCUUGAAGAAUUGAAUCAGUUGAAGGAAAAAUCUGAAAUACAUAAAAUAAAAAGAGACUUUAUUGAGGGUAAAACAAAAAGUGAGCUGGAGAAUGAAUCGAAGCCGGUGGAUGAAGAACGUGAACAACUUGCAGCUGUCACAAAAGAACAGUAUUCAAAGUUCAGAAAUAAAUUUGAAAAUCUCCCGGAAGUGAUGAAGGAGGAUCUCGAAGAACGUUUGAAAACCAUAGAGAAAGAACUGACAGGUGUUGGAAAGGAAAAUUUAGAAAGCAUCAAGGACGCCUUCGAAAAUCCUCAAGAAGGCGAUAAAAGUGAACGCGAGCAAAUUGUUAUUGAACGUUCGGAAGCAGACAAAAGGCGAGUGAUGAGGACAUUUGCCCAGGCAAAUCUUACAGCAGAUGAUGCUCCAAAGGAAUGUGCAGUGUGUUUGAAAACAGUUUAUCCUGUUGAAAGGAUCUUUGCUAAUAAGAGAAAUUAUCAUAUACAAUGCUUUAAAUAGGAUGAAAACGUGGACGAAGAAGAAGAGGAAUAUGCAAUAUCGUCGAAGCCAAAGCAACUUGGAAAUGAUGUCAUUAAAAGCGGUACAAAAUUAGACGAUUUGUCCACUAUCGGUUCAUUAAAGGCCAGAAAAGGAGAUUGGGAAAAUUCUGCGAAAGAGGCAGAAGCUGUGCUUACUGAAAAGAAAUAUGUCGUUGAUGAGAUCAUUUCUGGAAAAGUGAAAGCUAAUUUGGAAAAAUUUGUAAUGGGUGCUGCUAAUAAAGAAGAGGAAGAAGAGGAGGAAGAAGAAGAUGGAAGGGAUCCAAAUGUCGUCCGUGAAGACAAAAAACGUCGUAAGGAGGAAUUUAACUUUGAACGGGUAGGUGAUAUAAAGAAUAAAUGGAAAACAGGCAACAUGCAAACAGCCGAUGUCAAAGAAACGAAGAACGAUCUGAAGGAACUACAGAAUUGUCCCGGAGUCAAAGAGCGCUUCCAGGAGAUGACAGAGGCCGAACAAAGAAUUGUCAAACAAUGGGACAGUAGUGAACUCAAUACUUCAGGGGUAGCUGAUACUCGCAAAUCAUUUUUGGAAGGUUCAGCAUUCCAAUCCGGACCGAUUGAGAAAACUGCCAUUGAACUUGAAGAACUUGAGUUUAAAAAGCUUCAAGAUUUCAAAGAACGUUUUGAAAAAGGUGAAGGAGAUAUCCAAAUCCAGAAGGUUGAGAUUGAUAUACAUGCCGGGGACCUCAGUGGUAUUAAAUCAGCGUUUGAAAGAGGAGAAGAUAGUUUGGAAAUGACACCAGAAGAAAGAGCGGAAUUGAAAAAGAAGCAAAUUGAGGAGGAGUUUCUAAGGUACAAACUUGUUAGACGAGCGGCUGCCCAAAGAGAAGCAGUCAAGGAAAUAUUUGACGAUACCGGAAUUGAAGCUGGAGCGGAAAUUCAGGUUGAAGCUAUCAAAAGUCGUUUUGAAAAUGGUAAUUAUUCUGCCAGAAAUGAACAUGAAGACAAACAACUGGAUGUAGAAAUUAAAAUGGCUGGUAAAGCUAGGCAGAAAUUUCAACAAAUUGAUGUUGGAGGUGCUCAAACAAUUGUUCCAGAGAAUCGGCAGGAGAAGCAUAUAAGCAAGUGGGACAAAAAGGAAGGCGCAAUUCCGGAACCAGUGAACAGGAGAGUGGUUGAAGAUGAAGAGAAUGAAAUAGAAGAUGCCGAUGCUUAUGAUGUUAAAAAUCUCAUGCAAAAGUUUACAAAUAUUGGCAGAGAGGAGGAAACAAAGAUAAAACACGAAAGACCGAGUGAUUUGGAUGAAAUUAAGAUAGCCGCACGUAAUCUCAAAGAACAGUUUGAAAAAGUUGGAAUGGAGUUCGAAAAUGAAACAGCAGAGGAGAAGCGUAGACAGCUUGAAGAAGAAUUUGAACGAUUGAGACGCGAAAAAGAAGAAGCAGCAGCUGUUCGUGAAGAAACCCCCGAAGAAGAGAAAUUUGCUGGGAGAGAAGACAUUCAAGUUGCUACUGAUCACGCCUCAAAAAUGGCUGCAAAGUGGGAAAAAAUUCAGAAAAAGGAGGCUAAGAAAGCGCAAAGGAGUCGGAUGCCUCCAAAAAAUGCCACACAAAUGAUUCUGAUCACUCAACUUGCCGCACCUUCUGAUGAUAACGUCGGUAAUAGUGUUAUUGUGCAUACAGCUGGGCUUAUGUUGAUAUCUCGAAAAAGAUUUAUGAUGUCAGUCCAGAAGGCAUUUGGAGGACUGCCUGUCGGUGAUUUGUACAGUGUAUAG
Molecule: messenger RNA, 2415 nt
Organism: Acanthocheilonema viteae
Lineage: Eukaryota; Metazoa; Nematoda; Chromadorea; Rhabditida; Onchocercidae
Source: the annotation of a GenBank genome assembly